Morchella importuna is the source of this 1020-nucleotide messenger RNA. RefSeq lists its product as uncharacterized. Gene Ontology annotation, biological process: nucleotide-excision repair involved in interstrand cross-link repair; base-excision repair; nucleotide-excision repair, DNA damage recognition. Gene Ontology annotation, molecular function: damaged DNA binding. Bases 1 to 1020 code for a protein of 339 amino acids. The transcript has 2 exons. The record is from RefSeq and is a predicted model, not a curated record. Gene Ontology annotation, cellular component: nucleotide-excision repair factor 1 complex. Lineage: Eukaryota; Fungi; Ascomycota; Pezizomycetes; Pezizales; Morchellaceae.
AUGCCAGAAACACAAAGGCCACCACUAACCCCCGAAGCAAAACGACGAAUAGAAACCAACCGCCUUAAAGCCAAAGCCAUCCGGGAAGCCCGCCUCGCCGCUGAAAAAGCCGCCGCGGAAAAAGCACCACCGCCCCCUACAAUACCCCGUAGUACUCGAAGCACUACAGCCCAAAAGCGCUCCUACGCUGAGAGCUCUAAUGUCCGCGACACCGCCACAGGCGCCACAACAACAGGCCCUGACGCCAUCAAGCCUGCCCGCAAAUUUGCCCGCCGAGACUACAUCGACUAUGACUUCUCGCGCAUGACAGACACAAAGGGUGGCUUCCUCAGCACCGAGGACGACCCACACUCGGCCCUCGCCGCCCUCGACCUCCAGAACAAGCCCGCACAUAUGACGCUCGAGCAGUGGUCCGCGCACCAGCUGCGUGCCAAACUGCAGAAAGAGAAGGCGGGCGCAUAUGAGCCCGCCAUUAGCUCGCUGCAGAACAGCGAGGAGGUACAGAAGUGCUAUGAGUGCGAGAGUCCGGAGAUUGAUUGGAAGUGGCUGGAGGUUUUUGGCUGUCGUGUGUGCUCGAAGUGUAAAGACGCUAAGCCGGAGAAGUAUAGUCUGCUGACAAAGACGGAGGCGAGGGAGGACUAUCUUCUUACGGAUCCAGAGCUACGAGAUGAAGAGUUGCUACCGCAUUUGGAGAGACCGAAUCCGCAUAGGAGUACGUGGAAUAACAUGAUGCUAUAUUUACGGUAUCAGGUUGAGGCGCAUGCGAUCAAGAAGUGGGGUGGGCUGGAGGCCCUGGAUAAAGAGUUUGAGAAGAGGACUGAGGAGAGGAAGAAGAGGAAGGAUGAUAAGUUUAGGGGUAAGCUUAGAGAGCUGAAAAAGAAGACUAGAGUCGAAAGCUGGCGCAAGAAUGCGGGGUCGAAGCAUGAGCACGUGUGGGGUACUGCGGUGACGAAACCCAGUGGUGAGGAAAUACGCACAUGUGAAGAGUGCGGGUUCGAAGUGGAGGAGUUGGUCUUUUAG